AUGCGGCAAACAAGGGCCCUUCUGCUGGCCGGCGCCUUUGCCAGCUCCAACGUGGCCAUUGCAGCUAGCCUUCCGCGAGGCGUGAGCCCAGAAUUCGCCAAGUUCUACGAAGCAAAGAGCAAGUUCACCUGCAUCACCAACCCCAGCAUCGUUCUCGACAUUGCCCAGGUCAACGACGGCUCCUGUGACUGCCCCGACGGCUCGGACGAGCCUGGCACCGCCGCCUGCGCCUAUCUCGACCCCCUUUCGCCGCCGCAGCCACUCCCAGGUUCGCCCUCGGGCACUACCAACACAACACCCGCCCUGCCCGGUUUCUGGUGCGAGAACGCCGGCCACGUCGGCGCGUACGUGCCCUUUUCCUACGUCAACGACGGCAUCUGCGACUACGAGCUGUGCUGUGACGGCAGCGAGGAAUACGCGCACAAGGGCGGCGUCAAAUGUGCAAACAAGUGCGCGGCCAUUGGCAAGGCGUUCCGCAAGGCCGAGCAGGAGCGGCAGCAGGGCCAGGAGCGGGCACUGAAGCAGCGGCGGGCACUGGUCCAAGAGGCGCGGCAGCUGCGCAACCAAGUAGUGGAACGGAUUGCCAAGUUCCGGAGCGAGAUUGUGGGCCUGGAGAAGACGCGUGACCGGCUGCAGCGGGAGCUGUCCGAGACGGAGCGUGCCGAGCGCGGCAAGGUGGUCAAGAAUGGCGGCAGCGGGCCCAAGAAGGGCAGCAAGUUGAGCCUGCUGGUGAGCCUGGCCAAGCAGCGCGUGGACGAGCUGCGCGAGACGCUGGACAAGGUGCUGGACCACCGGGACGACCUGCAGGACAAGGUGGACGAGCUGGAGACGAUCCUGCGCAACUUCAAGGAGCAGUACAACCCCAACUUUAACGACGAAGGUGUCAAGUCUGCCGUGCACGCGUGGGAGGACUACGCGGCCAAGACGGCCGGCGAGCAAAAGACGGAGCUGAGCGACGUUGACGUCCAUGCCGUCCUCAAGGAGGACUCGGAGGAGAACGGCGUCAACUGGAAGGCGUUUGAGACGGACGACGCCAGGGACACGGAUGUUUUGUACAGUUUCGAGGCAUAUCUGCCACCGUCUGUGCGCCUCUACCUCCACGACAAGCUGGCCGCCCUCCGCGUGUGGCUGGUCGAGAGCGGCCUGUUGGCCGACAACAGCGACGCGUCCAACGAGUCGCAGGCUCUGAAGAACGCACGCGGCGCAUUGCAGAGCGCCGAGAACGACCUCAGCAGUCGCCAGAACUCGCUCCGCGAGGACGAGGCCGACCUGACCAAGGACUACGGUGCCGACGAAAUUUUCCGGGCGCUCAAGGACAAGUGCACGACGACCGAGGUGGGCGAGUACGACUACGAGGUCUGCUGGCUCGGCCAAGCCACGCAAAAGUCCAAAAAGGGCCACGGUAACACCAGCCUGGGCCGGUUUGAGCGUGUCGACACGGAGGUGGCGGACGAGGAAGAGCGCACCGACGGCAAGAGCCUGGGCAAGGGCCCGCGCACGGUGCUGCGGUACGAGAACGGCCUGCACUGCUGGAACGGCCCCAACCGGCGGACGGACGUCUGGCUGGGCUGUGCCGAGACGGAGGAGAUCUGGCGCGUGACGGAGGCCGAGAAGUGCGUCUACAAGAUGGAGGUGGGCACGCCGGCUGCCUGCAAGGAGUCGCCCAAGGCUGCCGACACCGGCUCUGGAAAGGACGAGCUGUAG
Messenger RNA from Sporothrix brasiliensis 5110, 1704 nucleotides. RefSeq names its product protein kinase C substrate 80K-H. NCBI's taxonomy places the organism in Eukaryota, Fungi, Ascomycota, Sordariomycetes, Ophiostomatales, Ophiostomataceae. Gene Ontology annotation, cellular component: glucosidase II complex. The coding region runs from base 1 to 1704 and encodes 567 amino acids. Gene Ontology annotation, biological process: N-glycan processing. The record is from RefSeq and is a predicted model, not a curated record. The transcript has 3 exons.